GCCCAGCCCCACACACACAGACGCACAGACAGAGACAGGGAGCGGCUCUCAAUCCAUCAGCACAAUCCCUGGGAACAGGCUCCGGCUGCAAUGGAGCUGACACCGUUUGCUGCUCUGAACUCCUCCCUGUGUGAGGGCAACAGCCAGAGCAGGGAGUUUUACUCUGCUGAAUGGGAGGAUCAGAUCAUGAGAACUCGACCUGAGCACCGGUGCACUGUGAGUGAGCUGAAUGGUGCCCGGAAGGAGAGUUAUGACAGGAGAUCCCAGGUGACCUACUUGGUGCAGCGAAGCCCGGCCAACCUGAUGAGGAUGGGCUGCCUGGGGGAGGAGCUCACUGAGUAUCGCCUGCCUGCCCGCAGCGUGCUGCCAUUGGCAAUCUUCACACCGACUCAGAUCAGCACGAAAAUGGAACGGGCAGUGACUCCCCCAGAGCUGAGGGGGGUCAUGGAGUUCGAGUCGGCUCUGAAUGGGAGCUGUCAGGACAAGAGAGAGGUCUCGGACAUUACCAAAGAACUUCCUCCAGUCAUGCAGCCUGUCAAACUGGAUGGCAAGAAAGCGGGCAUGGUUCAAAGAUCCCUGUCGAGAUCAAUGUCCCAGGAGGCCCAGAGGGGCUGAGAGCGAUGGGGAAUGGGGUUGUAGAUGGAUUGAGGUGUAGGUAGUGGUUUGAUGCAGUUUGCAGAUUAGUCAGGGUGUGACUUUAGAAGAAUAACAGAUGAUCAAAUUGAAAAUAAUCUUUCAAGGGCUUGGCAGGAUCAGGAUUCCCUGGACGGUGGAGUCGAGACUAUGGGCAACCAUUUAUACUGGGAUGAGGAGAAACCUCUUCAGUGUCAUAUAAAUCUUAGGAAUUUUCUAUUCCGGGGGUUGUGAGUCCCGCAAAAUGAAUGAAGGGAGAUGGGGACAGUGCAGUAAAGUAAAGAUAAAUCAGUGAAGGUGGAUCAGGUUGGAGCUACUCUUGUUCCUGGUCAGUGCACCCUCUGACUUAGUGGGCAAUGGCUGGCAGUUAGGAAAGGUUCAGGAAGUUCUGAAUGUAAUUGGAAGAUUGGAAAAGAGAGGUUUAAGGUGUAGAAAACAUGGGUGUGUGAGUUAUGAACGUACUGAAAUUAUUGUUGACUUAUUGCUCUAAUAGACGUCUAUAGAAUCAAUAGGUCUUUUGUCCCAGAAGUUUUACUUUAAAAUAUCAUAGUUUUGUAUUGACUUUUAGCAUUGAAAUAAAAUCUGAUAGAACUUUGA
Messenger RNA from Chiloscyllium plagiosum (whitespotted bambooshark), 1230 nucleotides. The record is from RefSeq and is a predicted model, not a curated record. NCBI's taxonomy places the organism in Eukaryota, Metazoa, Chordata, Chondrichthyes, Orectolobiformes, Hemiscylliidae.